Messenger RNA from Candoia aspera, 969 nucleotides. RefSeq names its product major histocompatibility complex class I-related gene protein-like. The transcript is spliced from 4 exons. Bases 10 to 954 code for a protein of 314 amino acids. Lineage: Eukaryota; Metazoa; Chordata; Lepidosauria; Squamata; Candoiidae. Gene Ontology annotation, biological process: immune response. The record is from RefSeq and is a predicted model, not a curated record. Gene Ontology annotation, cellular component: external side of plasma membrane.
GCAGCGGUGAUGGCGCGGCUCCCGGGACCCCUUUUGCUGCUGGGGGCGGCGGGGCUGGCCCUCCUGCCGGGGGGCUACGGCUCCCCCUCACAUUCCUUGCGCUAUUUUUCUCUGGGGGUGUCAGAGCCCAGCCAGGGGCUGCCCCAGUUCCUCUCCAUGGUCCACCUGGACGGACGGCCCAUCGCUCGCUAUGACAGCCUCACCAGGAGGACAGUCCCUCUGGUGCCCUGGAUGGGGGAGCUGGAGAAGAGGGAUCCCAACUAUUGGAUUCAGGAGACAGAGACUUUGCAGGCCACAGAGAGAGAGUUCAGGGCUGACCUGGAGUAUGUGGGAAGAUGCUACCACCAGAUUGGAGGGCUUCACACCUGGCAGGCGAUUUGGGGCUGUGAGCUCAGGGAAGACGGGAGCAAUCGGGCCUAUUUGGACUACAGCUAUGACGGGAUGGACUUCAUCAGCUUCAACAAGGAGACCCUCACCUGGGUGGCAGGAGAGGCUCGGGCCCAAAUCCUCAAGCGGGUGUGGGAUGCCAACCUGGAGGAGUGCCGCAGAAAGAAAGUCUACCUGGAGGAGACCUGCACUGAGCGGCUUCAGGGAUACCUGACCUAUGGGAGGGAGGCUCUGGAGAGGAGAGAGCCCCCAGUGGGGAAGGUGACCCGCAAGGCGGUUAGCGACAACGUGGAGACCCUCAUCUGCCAGGCCUAUGGCUUCUACCCCAAGGAGAUCCAGGCCACCUGGAGGAGGGAUGGGGAGGUCUGCAAGUACGAGACCUUCCGUAGGAGCGUUGCCCCCAACUCGGACGGGACCUAUUAUGUCUGGCUCAGCAUUGAGAUCGACCCCGAGGAGAGGGACCACUUCAAGUGCCACGUGGAGCAUGCUGGCUUGCAGGAGCCCCUGGUCGUGGCCUGGAAGGAGGAGACGGGUGAGAGGCUGAGCCUGAGGGUUGAAGUAGGGUGAAGGGGAAUGUUCACU